AUGUUUCGACUGAAGUCGUGCUGGGAAAAGGUUGAACAAAGCGGACUCGUGCUCGUGGGCUCGGCUACGGAGCGUCGGAAGCUGAAUCUCGCUUCGGUCCGUAAAUUUCUUGAUCCAUGUCCCAGGCUCGACCUCGAUCGACCGAACCGCCGUGUUCGUUGUUUGAUUCGAGUAGGCAGAGAUGAAAACAGCCUCGACCGUUCUUGCCCUACUGUAUUGUUCACAUGA
This is a messenger RNA of Pseudozyma hubeiensis SY62, 228 nucleotides long. RefSeq names its product lovastatin nonaketide synthase. NCBI's taxonomy places the organism in Eukaryota, Fungi, Basidiomycota, Ustilaginomycetes, Ustilaginales, Ustilaginaceae. The transcript is spliced from 2 exons. Bases 1 to 228 code for a protein of 75 amino acids. The record is from RefSeq and is a predicted model, not a curated record.